UCUGCACGUUCUAACUGGUGUUACACGUUAAUCGAUAUACCUGAUACCAUUGGAAGAAACGACAGUUCGGUUACCAUAGACAUGCCGGUCUAUUAUACUGGCUUAAAUGCCAGCCCACUUUUUUCAAAUGAGGAUGGAAUUGUCACAUCAGUAUCGCAUUUGACUCAGAUCCCAUUUCCUGGAGUCACAGACAUUGAGAUUGGAUGGAAUUAUUUUCUUCUGUGGCAAGACACAAAAUUAUACAUCACGGGUAAAAUCAGUGAGAAAGAUGACAAAAACAGGCCACGUUUAAUGCAGAUUCCGGAGGAGUCGUCAGGAAGCUGCAAAAUGGCUGUUCCUGGUCGGGAUAGCGUAGUUGUUUUGUCCACGCGAAAUGUAGUCUGGAAAUAUAAAGUAUACGACGACUCUUGGCAAAAAGUAACACCUUUCAUUCCCACCAAUGAUAACGUACUGGCUGAACACGCCAUCAAACUAUCACAAGCAGGAUGUACAGUGAUUUUAACUAAUUUAGGACGUAUAUUUAACGCCCCGCUUUUGAUUGAGAUGCCAAAGAGAGUCAAGUUUGUUGAUCUUGCUUGCGGUUUUGACCAUACUAUCUUAUUGGCCGAGAAUGGCGACGUUUAUUCAAUGGGAAUGGGAAUACGUGGUCAAUUAGGACACAACGAGUUAGAAGAUUGUGAUAAUCCAAAACUUAUUGAGGCCUUGGCAGGGCUGAAAGUAGUACAAAUAUCAGCAGGUGGUUGGCAUAGCGCCGUAGUCACUGAUCAAGGUGAUCUCUAUACUUGGGGCUGGAAUUCAAAUGGCGAAUUAGGAAUCGAAAGCAAGGACAAGAAAGUUUACGCCGUUCCAACUCUAGUGGAUUUUAAAAACGACAGAGGAGAGGAUAUAGAAAUUAAUGUUAAAAAGGUCGAGUGCGGCAAUUCUUUUACUAUAUGCUUAACAGAUGACGGCAUCUUUCGGGGCUGUGGUACUAACAAGUACGGCCAACUGGGGCAACUUCAACGAAACGUGGAAAAUUCGUAUAAUUUUGUCAAGUUGGACAUUCAAUCGCUAGAUUCUAAACCAGUAAAAAAAUUCAAAUGCCGCGAAUGGGGUACGGCGAUAAUCACAGAAUAACAUACACUAUACUUAAAAUUGUUAGGCGAUACCAAAUAAAAUAUUCCUUCAAUCUUAUGUAUUUAUUACAUUACAUGUUUUCUGCAU
Messenger RNA from Vollenhovia emeryi, 1203 nucleotides. Its product is annotated as RCC1 domain-containing protein 1. Lineage: Eukaryota; Metazoa; Arthropoda; Insecta; Hymenoptera; Formicidae. The record is from RefSeq and is a predicted model, not a curated record. The coding region runs from base 82 to 1116 and encodes 344 amino acids. The transcript has 7 exons.